Messenger RNA from Nycticebus coucang (slow loris), 1377 nucleotides. It is a transcript of the gene RHEBL1, whose product is annotated as RHEB like 1. The coding region runs from base 473 to 1024 and encodes 183 amino acids. The record is from RefSeq and is a predicted model, not a curated record. Gene Ontology annotation, cellular component: plasma membrane. Gene Ontology annotation, biological process: small GTPase-mediated signal transduction. Gene Ontology annotation, molecular function: GTP binding; GDP binding; GTPase activity. The transcript has 9 exons. Lineage: Eukaryota; Metazoa; Chordata; Mammalia; Primates; Lorisidae.
GGCGCCGCCCCUACCCCAAGCUUUCAUACAGACUGGAAGGCCUAGUGUAGUGGGAAAGGAGGAAAGCCCUUGCACAUCCCUCCUCUGUUUAUAAGGGCUCCAGCUGGGGCUCAGAUCCCUGUGAGUACUGUAUUUAAAUAAUCUCAGUCCCCUAUUGUUAGCCAGCAGUCCUGGCCCCACCCUCAAGGCCAUGAAUCAUCCUGGCAUGCAUCCUAUCUUAGUGGCAGCGUCUAGAUCAGGUGGAUGUUUGUUUCUGGAAUGUCUCUGGGCCCAGAGGAUGACCCAGGGGGAAUCCUGGCUAGUCAUUUACUGUUCCCAUACACUUGUGACCUAAAGAAAGAAUGGAGGGGGCUGGGUGAGGGGUGAGGCUGCAAUCUUUCCUUAGAAAAGGGCUACACAGAGAGAAGGGAAAAUAGGCUCCUCAAGCAAGGACAUCCCGCAGUUUUUCAAGUCUCCGGGGCGGGCUCCUGCCAUGCCGCUGGUCCGCUACAGGAAGGUGGUCAUCCUCGGAUACCGCUCAGUAGGGAAGACAUCUUUGGCGCAUCAGUUUGUGGAAGGCAAGUUCUUGGAAGGCUAUGACCCCACAGUGGAGAAUACUUACAGCAAGAUAGUGACUCUUGGCAAAGAUGAGUUUCACCUACACCUGGUGGAUACAGCAGGGCAGGACGAGUACAGUAUUCUGCCCUAUUCAUUCAUCAUUGGGGUCCAUGGUUAUGUGCUUGUGUAUUCUGUCACCUCUCUGCAUAGCUUCCAAGUAAUUGAGAGUCUGUACCAAAAGCUACACCAAGGCCACGGCAAAACCCGGCUGCCAGUGGUGCUAGUGGGGAACAAGGCAGAUCUCUCUCUGGACAGAGAGGUUCAGGCAGUUGAAGGGAAGAGGCUGGCAGAGUCCUGGGGUGCAACAUUUAUGGAGUCAUCUGCUCAAGAGAAUCAGGUGACUCAAGACAUCUUCACCAAAGUUAUCCAGGAGAUUGCCCGCGUGGAGAAUUCCUAUGGACAAGAACGUCGCUGCUAUGUCAUGUGAGCCCUUGGGUGCUGGAUAUCUGCCUUGUUUCUAUCCCUGGCACUUGCCAGGCUCCAAAUGGGGGCAAGCCCUCCGGACUUCACCGGUAUGGAUGCCAACUGUGUUAUUGACCCUCUGGGCACACAGUUUGGCAUCCUCAAGUUUGCACACUUUCCCAAGGCUUCAGUGGCCUGGUUGUUAAUGUUUACAAAGGGGCAAGGAUGUCUCAUGGGCACUGGCCUCUAGCCCUCUGUUUUUGCUAAAUGAGUUCUGUUGGAACCUGUGGGCAUUUUUUAUCCAGGGACAUUCCUCCUGUGUAGCUUUUGGGUUUUGGUUGGAAAAGGGGAGCUGAGGACUUCUGAAGUAGAGCUGGC